AUGGCGCCCGGUGUCUUCGCGGUAGUAAUGCUCGUGGCCUUAGUCGGAGCGCAUCUCGCGCCGAGCGCAGCGGCGGAGGCAGCUGCUGCGCCGUGCAUCGCGUCGGCGGUCGCGGGUUACAACGUCGCAGUGUCUCUCGGCGACAGUCUCAUUCUGCACUGGAUGACACCCAACUCAACCACACUCAACCUCCUCCUAGAGACCAUCGUGCCAGGCUGGGCGGCAGUGGGGUGGUCAGCGGACGGCAAAAUGGUCGGCAGUGACGCGGUGGUGGGCAACACGGGUGACCCACCCACUGUGAAACCGUACAAGCUCACUUCCACUUCACCCGGCGGUCAGAACCCCGUUACUUCUUUCGAGCUUGGCGAAACGUCUGUGACCACGGAUGGCGAUUCAACUUAUAUUAAAUUCUCACGCACCGAGGGCACAGGGGACGUGCCUGUGAAGCUGUCCGGCCCCUCGGCAAUCAUCUAUGCCUCCUCGCCAGACAUCUCCACGACUUUAGCCUACCACGGCCCUUCAAGGGGAUCGGCAGUUGUAGAUUUCUCAUGCAAGGUGAAAGCACCAGCACCAGCACCAGCAGCACCUGCCACACCACUUGCCACACCACCUGCCACACCACCGGCACCACCCUCAGGCUCUUCACCUCCCACUGGCAGCACCAGUUCCCCACCACCCCCUUCUCCCACGCCAGCACAGCCAACACCCAGCCCUUCACCACCCCCUUCAUCCAUGCCAGCACAGCCAACACCCACCGCUCCUCCUCCACCACCGCCCAAGGCAGGGGGCCUGGCUGUUGAUCGUGCUCAUUGGCUGCUACCUGUGGCUCUGAUUGCUGGGCUCAUUCCUUAUCUAGUGGGCAUGGCUUGA
Closterium sp. NIES-65 is the source of this 870-nucleotide messenger RNA. The record is from the annotation of a GenBank genome assembly. NCBI's taxonomy places the organism in Eukaryota, Viridiplantae, Streptophyta, Zygnematophyceae, Desmidiales, Closteriaceae.